ACGUCCUCGUGCACAAUGGCGCAGAGCACUGAAGAUACGCGCAUUGGAGAUGUUCGCCCACUGAUCCCUCCUGCUUGUUUGACGGAGGAUAUUCCGCUUUCGGACAAGGCGAGGCAAACAGUCUUGUCUGCUCGAUCAGCUGUUCAGAAUGUGCUCGAUGGCACCGAUGACCGUCUCGUUGUUAUUGUUGGUCCGUGCUCCAUUCACGACAUCAAGUCCGCGAAAGAUUACGCUACUCGCCUGAGCCCUCUCAUCUCCAAGUACUCGAAAGACCUCGUCAUUAUCAUGCGCGUCUACUUCGAGAAGCCACGUACCACUGUUGGAUGGAAGGGUCUCAUCAACGACCCUGACCUCGACGGCUCUUACAAGAUCAACAAGGGUUUGCACAUUGCUCGCGAUUUGUUGGUGUCGGUAAAUGAGAUGGGUGUUCCCGCUGGCACGGAAUUUCUGGACACUAUCUCUCCUCAAUAUACUGCGGACACAAUUUCAUGGGGAGCCAUCGGAGCGAGAACUACUGAAUCGCAGCUUCACCGCGAGCUUUCCUCUGGUUUGUCAUGCCCCAUCGGUUUCAAGAAUGGAACUUCAGGAGCUAUGCAGAUUGCCGUUGACGCGAUCAGAGCUGCUUCUUGUCCGCACUACUUCAUGGGUGUGACCCAUCAGGGACUUGCUGGCAUUGUUGGCACAAAGGGCAACCCCUACUGCCACAUUAUUCAUAGGGGAGGCAGUGAUGGACCAAACUUUUCUGCGCAGCAUGUCGCUGAUACUUGCAAAAUCCUCGAGAAGAACAAUCUUCCCAAGAAGGUCAUGAUUGAUUGCUCUCACGCGAACAGCUCGAAGAAGCAUGAGAAUCAGCCCAAAGUUGCCGAAGACAUUGCAAACCAACUUGCAAAUGGAAGCCAUGAAAUCUUUGGUGUUAUGAUCGAGUCACACAUUCAUGAAGGACGCCAGGAUCUUGUAGAAGGGCAAGCUGACAAGCUGAAGUACGGUGUAUCUAUCACCGAUGCCUGUGUGAAUUGGGAAACGACAGAAUCGAUGCUCGAGACUUUGGCAAAGGGUGUCGAGGCACGCCGUUCCAAGAAGUAGAUCUCAUAUUAUUCUAUUCCUACGUUUACUCUUUGAUCCGGACGGAGUUUCGUGAAGCGAACUUUGGUCCCACGAAAAUUAUCAAAAU
Messenger RNA from Guillardia theta CCMP2712, 1171 nucleotides. RefSeq lists its product as hypothetical. Bases 16 to 1083 code for a protein of 355 amino acids. The transcript is spliced from 10 exons. Gene Ontology annotation, biological process: aromatic amino acid biosynthetic process. NCBI's taxonomy places the organism in Eukaryota, Cryptophyceae, Pyrenomonadales, Geminigeraceae. Gene Ontology annotation, molecular function: 3-deoxy-7-phosphoheptulonate synthase activity. Gene Ontology annotation, cellular component: cytoplasm. The record is from RefSeq and is a predicted model, not a curated record.